This is a messenger RNA of Carcharodon carcharias (great white shark), 1087 nucleotides long. Its product is annotated as galectin-9C-like. The record is from RefSeq and is a predicted model, not a curated record. The transcript is spliced from 8 exons. NCBI's taxonomy places the organism in Eukaryota, Metazoa, Chordata, Chondrichthyes, Lamniformes, Lamnidae. Gene Ontology annotation, molecular function: carbohydrate binding; galactoside binding. The coding region runs from base 131 to 1000 and encodes 289 amino acids. Gene Ontology annotation, cellular component: cytosol; nucleus. Gene Ontology annotation, biological process: negative regulation of CD4-positive, alpha-beta T cell proliferation; positive regulation of gene expression; negative regulation of type II interferon production.
ACCUCCCAUCUCCAAUUCCGAAGUCCAAUCUGAUAAGGAAAUCACGACAUUUAUAUUUUGGCCCCGUUCCGCUCUCUCUGAGUAGCGGAUUUCGGUUUAGAAGUGGACUUGGACCGGAUCAGCGCAGAAAAUGGAUUUCUACCCACAGCCCGUCUACAACCCGGUGAUUCCUUACACUGGGCCCAUUCCCGGAGGCUUACAGGAUGGUAAGAUGAUCAUGAUUAAAGGACGAGUGCUUCCUGACUGUAAAAGAUUUCAUGUGAAUCUUCAGUGUGGCUCAAUGACACAGAAUUGUGAUGUUGCCUUUCACUUCAACCCACGCUAUGAGGGUUCAGGUUAUGUUGUUUGCAACACCUUUGAGAACCAAGACUGGGCCAGCGAGGAGAGGAAAUUUGAAAUGCCAAUCCAGAAAGGAGAAACUUUCCAACUUCUCAUACUUGUCCAGGCAGAUUGCUACAAGGUGGCAGUGAAUGAUAAACACUUCCUGGAAUUCAUACACCGGAUCCCAUUCUCCAGAGUGGAUACCAUUGCUAUCGAUGGUCAAGUCGAGGUCAUCUCCCUCAGCUUCAUAAACAGCAAUGUUGGUUUCAAUUUGCAAGUUCCGUUCAAGACUCUGAUUCCCGGAGGGCUGGCUGUCUUGCGAACUAUUUUCAUUCAGGGGACUGUCAAACCAAAUUGUGACAACUUUUUCAUUAAUCUGAAGCCAAGUAAUUCGCUCGACAUUGCUUUCCAUGUCAGCCCUCGAUUCCGCACCGAGCAUGUUGUUGUCCGAAACAACCGCAAGCAGAAUUCCUGGGGCACUGAGGAGCGGACUUUGCCUGAAAAUCCAUUUUCUCCUGGACAGCCGUUCGAGCUUACCAUUCUGUGUGAGCCCUCUUUCUUCAGGAUCUCUGUAAAUGGACGUCACGCCUUCGAUUUCAAUCAUCGCUACCAACCGAUCCAGCUGAUCGAUGAACUGGAAAUUGGAGGGGAUGUGACUCUCACUGCUGUCCGCUUUUAAAUGCCCAGCCUCCGAAACCCACUCGCCUUCGGUGUUUGUCAAAUCACGCUUGUUGUUGUAGUGUUGGAUGGCGGUGGUGCUGAUGGG